Molecule: messenger RNA, 2769 nt
Organism: Limanda limanda (common dab)
Lineage: Eukaryota; Metazoa; Chordata; Actinopteri; Pleuronectiformes; Pleuronectidae
Gene: apbb2a
Product: amyloid beta precursor protein binding family B member 2
Exons: 14
Coding region: 1-2769 (922 amino acids)
Biological process (GO): regulation of DNA-templated transcription
Cellular component (GO): nucleus; cytoplasm
Molecular function (GO): transcription factor binding; amyloid-beta binding
Source: RefSeq, a predicted model, not a curated record
AUGAUGUCCGUUCAAACCCCUCCGCUCUCCCGCUCCGGCUCCUCCCCUUCCAACGUGGGUCUGGCCAAUCGUUCGUCGUACAACCAGUUGCACGGGCGUGAUGUCAUCAAGGAGUCCAUGGAGACCGGAAGUUCGUCCACUCUGCCGAAGAGCCGCCAGAGGUACGCCAUGACCAGCGUGCGGAGCGCCAUGGGGAUCAGCGACAACUUGUCGUCUAAAAACCAACCCGUGACCAGAGGGAGGGGCCUGCCCACCAAGUCCUCCUCCAGCUCGGCCCUCUAUUCCUCCUCUUCCUCCUCCUCGCUGUUUAAUGCAACCAACCCCAAGCUGGCCAAGAACGGAGCCAACAUGCAGCGACGAGCUGAGAGCCAGCAGCUGGAACUCAGCAGGGCGACUACCGAGGGCAAAAUACACAACGAUCUCAUUAAUAACCCGACUUCUGAUUGGCUAGAAUUGGGGAAAGAGAACUCACAGCAGUCAUCGAUCCGUAGACGCACCAAGAGCUUCUUGGAGUACCAUGGGAAGGGCUUGGAUCUAGACUUCAACUGGGGAAACAAGGAGGAGAAGAAGGAGGAAAAGGAGGAGGAGAAGGAGGAGGAGAAGAAGCAACAGCCUUCUCCAGAGAAGGAGCAGGUUAGUCCUGCCAAAGAGAGGGAGAGUCAGAAGGAGGAGAAGCCGAGCAGCAAGCAGACCUGCCCGGAAGAGAGGGAAGAAGUGGAGCCAGUGGUGGAGGAGGAGGAGGAGGAAGAGGAGUAUGACCCCACACCUACCAUAAGACUGCCCCUGCUACCAGUGGUGGUGGAGGCCCCUCUUUCCUCCACCUCCUCCUCUUCCACCAGCAGCCCAGAGUGGAUCCCAGACAACCUCCACCCGCUCCAGAACCAGACCCCAGUCCAGGUCAGAGGGGAGCUCUGUGGUCAGGUUCAGACUGUCGCACGCAGUCCUGCUAAACCCCCCCGCAGCACCCAGCCCCGGGUGAUUAAGGUGGAACUACACCCCAACAAUGAGAACCAGUUCCUGCAGCAGUACCCACCCUCCUCCCCUAAACAGGCCCGAGCUGCAGAGAGGAGCCCCCCCGCCAGGAGCCGAGCGCCCCCUCCUCUGCCGGAUCCUGGACAUGAGACUGGGCUCCCCAAGGUGGGCUUGAGAAUGGACCUGACUCCUGAAACUCCUUCAGGGGAUGAAGACUCCAGCUGGACCACCCUGUCCCACGAGACGCCGUCUCCUCAGACUCCCAAGGAGACAGCAGAUGUAUGGAGCGACGGCGACCUGCCUCCAGGCUGGCGGGAGAUCUCGGACUCAUCAGAGGUCUAUUUCUGGCACAUCCCCACCGGCACCACGCAGUACCACCGACCCGUUGCCUCUGGCAACCAACAUACCUCUCCUGACAACGAGCCUGACACUGAGCGCGACCCACAACAGGAGUCACAGGACUCUCUCAAGCCCCCCAUCGAGCGCCCCAGCAGUCUGAUAUCUGACAGCUCGGUGGAGCCCGUCCCCUCCCCCUCCGGCUCCUGCCCCUCCUCCUCCUCCUCCACCCCCUCAGAUGAUGUCACCUCUUCCGGACCGAUUCUCAACGCCGCCACCUGCACAGCCAAAGAGCUGAAGGACUAUCCAGUCUAUCCAGAUCCCAGUCUGAAGGCGUUCGAGGGAGCCACCCUCCGCUAUGCUUCACUUAACCUCAACCCUCCAGCCCAAUUAGAGACGGUGGACCUCAACAAUACUUUCCCCAAUGAAGAGGCAUUGUCGUUUCCAGUGCGAUCCCUGGGCUGGUUGGAGAUGGCUGAGCAGGACCUGUCUGAGGGCAGAAGCAGUUUGGCCGUGCACCACUGUAUCCGGCAGCUGUCCUACUGCAGGAGGGACAUCCGGGACUCAGCCGGGGUCUGGGGAGAGGGUAAAGGGAUGCUGCUGGUGCUCCAGGACCGCAUGUUGACCCUGGUGGACCCAGACGAUCACAGUCUGCUUCACUCUCAGCCAAUCAGCAGCAUCCGCGUGUGGGGCGUCGGCCGCGACCACGACAGAGAAAGGGACUUUGCCUACGUGGCGAGAGACAAGAACACGCGGGUGCUGAAGUGCCACGUGUUCCGAUGUGAUACUCCUGCCGCAGCCAUCGCCACAAGUCUCCACGAAAUCUGCUCCAAGAUUAUGGCUGAAAGGAAAAGUGCCAAGGCUGCAGCGGGCAGCUCCUCCCAAACCAGCACUGAUGUGCCCCUACAAGAGUUUCCUUUGCCAAAGACCGAGUUGGUACAGAAGUUCCAUGUUCUGUAUCUGGGUAUGACAUCUGUGUCUCGACCCAUAGGUAUGGACAUCAUCAACGGGGCCAUCGAGGGCCUCCUGUCGUCCUCAGGCAAAGACGACUGGACUCCUGUCAUACUGAGCAUCGCUGACACCACUGUGGCUGUGAUCAAAGAGAAGGAGGAGGACGAGGAGGUGGUGAUGGAGUGUCGCGUCCGGUUCCUGUCCUUCAUGGGCGUGGGGCGGGACGUGCACACGUUUGCCUUCAUCAUGGACACGGGGAGCCAGCACUUCCAGUGUCACAUUUUUUGGUGCGACCCCAACGCAGGCUUUGUGUCUGAGGCCGUGCAGGCAGCAUGUGUGCUGCGGUAUCAGAAGUGUCUGGUGGCACGGCCGCCCUCCCAACGCGCCGGCUCCUCCUCCUCGCCCUCCGCAGAUUCCGUGUCCCGGCGGGUUUCCACCAGCGUGAAACGCGGCGUCCAGUCUCUCAUAGACACUCUGAAAACCAAGAAACAGCCGUCAGAACUCCCCUAG